Molecule: messenger RNA, 643 nt
Organism: Notothenia coriiceps (black rockcod)
Lineage: Eukaryota; Metazoa; Chordata; Actinopteri; Perciformes; Nototheniidae
Product: ryanodine receptor 1-like
Exons: 5
Biological process (GO): striated muscle contraction; release of sequestered calcium ion into cytosol by sarcoplasmic reticulum
Cellular component (GO): calcium channel complex; smooth endoplasmic reticulum; Z disc
Molecular function (GO): ryanodine-sensitive calcium-release channel activity
Source: RefSeq, a predicted model, not a curated record
ACACACACACACACACACACACACACACACACACACACACACACAAGCACUGACAGUGUGUGAGAGAGAGAGGAGGGUACAGCAGGAAGAAAGCAAGGAGGGAGCGUGGAGUGCGAGAGGGAGGGACGUAAAAAAAAAGGAAAUAAAAAAAAAAGAUCCUGAACAGAAGGAUUUUCUCUUUUCUCCCGAGGAGCUGCCAAUAACCCUCGGUGAAGGAUGGCAGAAGGGGGAGAGGGAGAGGAGGAGAUCCAGUUCCUGCGCACGGAGGACCAGGUGGUGCUGCAGUGCACGGCCUCCGUCAUGAAGGAUCAGCAGGUGAAGCUGUGUCUGUCCUGCGAGGGCUUCGGGAACCGCCUCUGCUUCCUGGAAACCACGUCCAACGCUCAGAAUGUGCCCCCGGACCUGGCCAUCUGCAGCUUCGUCCUGGUGCAGUCCCUGUCGGUGCGCGCUCUGCAGGAGAUGCUGGCCAAAAGGGUGGAGAUGACUGAGUCGUCCCAGGGUGGGGGGCAUCGCACCUUACUGUACGGCCAUGCCAUCCUCCUGAGACACUACCACUCAAGCAUGUACCUGAGCUGUUUGACUACGUCUCGGUCACUCACGGACAAGCUGGCCUUUGAUGUGGGCUUGCAAGAAGAUUCCACGG